ACUUACGGCCGACUCGUGGAAGAGCCGACAUAUUUCGAGUUAAGUCCCGGUCAGAGCACUCAGUGGGAAAUCAUCAGAUCUGUGAACAACUAUUUGCGUAAUGAACACCACACUCUUCAGGAGGUGCUGUGGAAGUCGGAUGUCUUAAGUCAACGCAAAUACGGUCGCGAUUUGCCGCCGCGCGAGACGCCGGCCAAUGGGAUGCCCGACGCGUGUCGUCUAUACGGCACACUCACUGUCAACAAAGUUUCGGGCAAUUUUCACAUUACGGUCGGCAAACAUUUGCCGAUGCCUUUAGGACACGCCCACAUCUCACUCUUCACCAGCGAAACAGAAUACAAUUUUAGUCAUCGUAUCGAAAGGUUUUCAUUUGGAGAAUACGUUCCGAGUAUUAUAAACCCAUUGGAAGGCGAAGAGAAGAUCACUCAAUCCAACAUCGCAACUGACGCUAAAGAGCUUUCAAUACUCAACGACAGAAAGUGA
Messenger RNA from Medioppia subpectinata, 483 nucleotides. NCBI's taxonomy places the organism in Eukaryota, Metazoa, Arthropoda, Arachnida, Sarcoptiformes, Oppiidae. The record is from the annotation of a GenBank genome assembly.